This is a messenger RNA of Monosiga brevicollis MX1, 1830 nucleotides long. RefSeq lists its product as uncharacterized. Gene Ontology annotation, cellular component: endoplasmic reticulum. NCBI's taxonomy places the organism in Eukaryota, Choanoflagellata, Craspedida, Salpingoecidae. The transcript is spliced from 18 exons. The record is from RefSeq and is a predicted model, not a curated record. Gene Ontology annotation, biological process: phosphatidylinositol dephosphorylation. Gene Ontology annotation, molecular function: phosphatidylinositol-4-phosphate phosphatase activity. The coding region runs from base 1 to 1830 and encodes 609 amino acids.
AUGCCUGCACGGCAUCUGUGCAGGUUCUCGUCCGCAGACCUUUUGCAGAUCGACAUUGAGGCCGGCAGCAUCGUAAUCGACCGCCACUCCUUUGAAAUCCGCUCCGGUGCGGCGGCAAAGCUGGACUCGGCCGUCGAUGCCGGCGAGUUUUAUGCAUUGUAUGGCCUUUUGCGACUUUUAAGCGGCCCCUAUCUGGUGCUGGUCUGCGGUGUUGAGGCGGCUGCGCGCAUCAACGGCCAUGUCAUCUACAGUGCCAGUGAUUUCGAGCUCAUGCCCGUAGCCAGCAAGACAACGGGGCUGGUCGUUGAGCAGCAACGGGCCGAAGAGCGGUGCUUGGAUCUGAUCCGCACAGUCUUGAAGCAGCGUGGCCUUUACUUUUCCUACACCUACGAUGUCACAUCGCCCUUCUCACAACAGAGCAAGUUUACUACCAACCGGGAUCUAUAUGACAUUGCCGACCGACGCUUCUUCUGCAACCGCCUCCUGCUUGAAGAUUUGCUCGAUGUGCCAGAGGCGCAAAGACACCGCAUCGGACUCACCCUCUGCACACGCCUGCAGGCCCAUCCGCUGUUGGUGCCCUUUGCGCAUGGCUUCUUUAGAAGCCAGGAGCUGACCUCGCUGAGCGGACAGGCCUAUACCUUUGCUCUCUUCUCACGCCGCAGCCUCGGGCGUAUCGGCACUCGCUUCCAUUCGCGUGGUGUCCGCAUUUCCGGCCAUUGCGCCAACCAUGUGGAGUCUGAGCAGGUGUUGGUGUGCGGUACGGCUGCAAGCUGUUUUGUACAAGUUCGUGGCUCUAUUCCUCUCUGCUGGUCACAGCCCCCAGAUCUGCGCUACAAGCCACCCUUUCGAAUGAGCGAGUAUGAUGACAGCAACUUGGCCUGCCAGCGUCACCUGAGCGACCUUUGCACUCGAUUUGGACCGUGCCUGUGCAUCAAUCUGGUCAACAAGACGGGCUCCGAAGGCAUCCUCGGGAGCCGUUUUCAAGACGUUCUGCAGAGCAUCGAACGGGCCCUCCCCAUCAAAUCAGAGUGGUUUGACUUUCACCACGAAUGCCGCAACAUGCAGUGGCAACACCUCGCCAAACUAAAAGCUUCCACCUCAAACUGGCGCCAGCAUCAGGGCAUAAGCACAAUGAGCCUAACGUCCGGCCGCUUGGCCCACAGGCAGAAGGGUGUCAUCCGAACCAACUGCAUUGAUGUGCUUGAUCGCACCAAUGUCGUUCAGACCAUGUUUGCACAAGAUGCACUUCUCUUGCAACUGCAGCAUCUGGCCGAGUUUCUCAAUUUGGCCCCAACCACAGCAACAGAGAGUGCGUUGGCAACUUCCUGGCCCGGGCUGUUGACAACUUUUCGAGGCACUUGGGCUGAUCAUGCCGAUGAGAUCAGCAUCCAGUACGCCGGUACACCGGCUCAAAAGUCAGAUUUCACACGCACCGGCAAGCGCACGCUGCGUGGCACGUUGCGGGACCUGUACCAUAGUGCCCUGCGUUAUUUUCACAACAAUUUCUUGGAUGGCGGCAAGCAAGAUGCGUUGCUUCUCCUGACGGGUCAAGUGCGCGUGCGCACUUCCAACGUGGAAACGAUUGCUAAAGCGCUCAAGGGCCCCACCCAUGCCUGGCAUGUCACGCUGAGUCGUGGAUCUCAUACGAGCGUCUCCAUGGGAUCCAAGCUCAUAGCACCCGGCACGGCCUCCAAACUGGCGCGCACGCACUCGACCAGUGAGAAGAGCAGCUUGUUGCCCACGACUCUCCCAUUGCCCACCAUUAGCUUGCUCUCUCCAACCUCUUCUCACUUGGAGGAGGUUGUGGCGGCGGACGGCAAGCGCGAUUGA